Molecule: messenger RNA, 2852 nt
Organism: Spinacia oleracea (spinach)
Lineage: Eukaryota; Viridiplantae; Streptophyta; Magnoliopsida; Caryophyllales; Amaranthaceae
Product: subtilisin-like protease SBT2.4
Exons: 9
Coding region: 115-2400 (761 amino acids)
Biological process (GO): proteolysis
Molecular function (GO): serine-type endopeptidase activity
Source: RefSeq, a predicted model, not a curated record
AUCCCCCCAAAUAAUUACGUGGACAGUAAUAAUUAUUAAAUUUGUUAAGUUUUUUUCAUUCAUUAAUAUUACAAUUUUGCAUGAAAUAUCAGUGAAGCUUACCAAACACAAACAAUGCUCUUGGAGAAGUCUCAUAACCAACUUCUCCAAAGCACCCUAGACAUUGGAACCUACAACAAGCUCCAUAGCUUCACCCAUCUCGCUAACGGCUUCGCCGUCCACACCACUCCCUCUCAGGCAGAGAAGCUAAAAAAUAGCCCUACGGUGAAGUUGGUGGUAAAGGACAGAGGUGUAAAGUUGAUGACAACAUACACACCAGAAUUCCUAAAGUUACCUCAAACUGUAUGGGAUGAUGAUGAACAAGAGGGAAACAAAAAUGCAGGGGAAGGGAUUGUCAUUGGCUUUGUUGAUUCUGGCAUCAACCCUUUCCAUCCAAGCUUUGCUGAUGAUGACUUCUUAUCCAUCAACACUACUUUGGUUUGCUCGAAUUCAAGUCGGUUUUGCGGUGCCUGUGAAACGGGCCCACGCUUUCCGGCGAGUUCUUGCAAUGGGAAGAUAGUUUCAGCUAGGUUCUUUGCUGCUGGAGCUCAAGCUGCUGCCCUUCUUAAUGCUUCUGUGGAUUUCCUCUCCCCCUUUGAUGCUGUUGGUCAUGGAAGUCAUGUAGCAUCAACAGCAGCUGGGAAUUCUAGGGUUCCAGUGGUGGUGGAUGGUUUCUUCUACGGCACAGCCAGUGGAAUGGCGCCACGUGCUCGAAUUGCAGUUUACAAGGCUAUAUACCCAACAGUUGGUACUCUAACUGAUGUAUUGGCUGCAAUUGAUCAAGCAGUGAAAGAUGGAGUUGACAUCCUGAACUUGUCGGUAGAACCAGACGAACCAGGAGAAGACACGAUAACUUUCCUCGAUGUAUUUGAAAUCUUCACACUACUGGCAAGAAGAGCAGGGGUUUUUGUGGUACAAGCAGCAGGGAACAAAGGGCCCGACCCGAGCUCCGUGGUAUCCUUCAGUCCUUGGUCUGUUGGAGUCGCUGCUUGCAGCACGGACAGAAGUUACCCUGCUACUCUCUUUCUCGGAAAUGGUCAAAAGAUUGCAGGAGUUGGGUUAUCAGGGCCAACCUUUGGAAAUGGGAUACUGAAAUAUAAGCUGGUGUUGGCAAAAGAUGCUGUAUAUAUUAAUGGUUCAUUCCCAAGAACAUCACCUUACAUAGAGGAAUGCCAGUUUCCGGAAGCUCUUGAUCCCGUAGUAGUGGCAGGCAGCAUAGUGAUCUGCAACUUCUCAGAUGGAUUUUACAACCAGACUUCUUCUCUGACUUCCAUUAUCAACACUGCAAAGAUGUUGGGAUUCAUGGGUUUCAUCCUGGCUGCCAAUCCUGCUUAUGGUGAUUUCGUUGCAGAACCAGUGCCUUUCCCUGUGCCAGGGAUCAUGAUCCCCAAAACUGCAGAUGCAAAGAUCAUGUCUCAAUACUACGAAGAACGAACUAAGAGAAGUGCACAAGGAUGUGUAAUAAAAUAUAAUGCGAGAGCCUCGAUAGGUGAAGGGAGAAUGGCGUUUUUUGACAGACAAGCGGCUGCUGUAAGUAGAUUCUCUUCUAGGGGACCUGAUAUCAUUGACAGCCAUAGAAAUCCUGCAGAUGUUCUCAAGCCUGAUUUUGUGGCUCCAGGACAGCAGAUUUGGGCAGCUUGGAGCCCUCUCAGUGCUUUAGAGCCCAUUUUUAAAGGGAACGAUUUCGCUAUGAUGUCUGGAACUAGUAUGGCAGCACCUCAUAUUGCAGGAAUAGCUGCACUGAUCAAGCAACAUAACCCUUCAUGGACUCCGUCUAUGAUUGCAUCAGCAAUCUCCACUACUGCCACAAAAUACGACAAUUCCAGAGAUAUUAUACUCUCGGAAGGAUUUGAUCUUGGUAGCUUCUAUCCUUCAACUCCCUUUGAUAUAGGUGCUGGCCUGGUGAACCCAGCAAGAGCAAUAGAUCCCGGUCUAACAAUUAUUCCAGGAGAAGGAGAAUACGUAGCUUUCCUGUGCUCUUUGCCAAAUAUCAACAAAACAGAAGUUGAAGUUAUGACAGGUGGCUCGUGCAACCAUCCACUCGCACAUCCAGCAGACUUGAACCUACCAUCAGUGACGAUAACUUCUCUUAUUGGAUCUCAAUUAGUUAGGCGGAAUGUGACCAAUGUGGGAAACAAACAAGAAACAUACCUGUGUGCAGUGCUUCCACCAAUUGGGGUCACAGUUGAUGUAUCUCCAACUUGGUUCACCAUAGCUCCAACAGAAACUCAAGAUCUGGAAAUAAAGCUGAAUGUUACCCAAGCAAACAAGGACUUCAGCUUUGGAGAGAUUGUUCUAACAGGUAGCUUGGAUCACAUUGUCAGGAUGCCCUUGUCAGUUUUGCCCGUAUCAGUAUCUUAAGAGAUCAAACUAUAGUUUUACAAACCUCAGGAAAAAAAAAACAGAGUAAUUAGAAACAAAUCGAGAAGUUCAUCACAAAGAAAUGGAUAUAUAAAAUAUGCAUAGCUACAUGUCUCAAUAGAAAGUUACUCUCUUGAUUCUUCACUGCCAUAGCUGAUAGCAAAGCUCUGUCCUUUGAGGCGCUGUACCUGAGACAUGAUAGUACUCUAGUCUCAUACAAGUAUUAUUUUGCACACAUGCAUUUUGUGGCUGCCCCAAAUAUUGCACACUUACUUCUUCAAGUAAACUUUCUCUUGUUCUCUGUCCAAGUUCCAACAAUCCAACCCCAAGUUUUCUAUCUCUAUCCAUUAAUCUUAAUCUCCAUGCCAAAAAUUAUGUGCGAUGCAGGAAGUAAUUAAUUUAGUCAAAAGCAGUAUAAAACAUGAUGACAAGAAGAAAUAGAAUAGAUGGAA